Molecule: messenger RNA, 4194 nt
Organism: Ectocarpus sp. CCAP 1310/34
Lineage: Eukaryota; Phaeophyceae; Ectocarpales; Ectocarpaceae
Source: the annotation of a GenBank genome assembly
GUACGCAUACAUUGCUCCAUCAUUUCGUGUGUUGAACAGCAACGCGUUGAACGAGAACAAUCGACGUGAUGAAGACAUGCAACGCCCAGCUUCUACUGCAAAGGUUGCCAAGUUUCGUACAAAACAUCGCGGAUUUCAAGCAUCACGAAGCUGGUCUAGCGAUUCUUCCCGAUUACUCGCGACAGAGGACGCACGACGAGUUGAGGGGCAAUCCUUGGAUCGCUGCCUGUGCCCCUCUAUUGCUUUUCUGUUCCGUCGAACGCAUGUUGAUGAAUGCUGACCUUGAGGAUCAACUGGAUGACAAAUUGCUUGAUAUAGAGUGUGACCUGAAAAUGGUCGCCGAGGGUUUCAUCGGCGAACAUGAGGAGCAGCAGCGACAUAUGGACGUGAUGACAGAUGCACGUCAGCAUUCAUCUUGCCACUGCCAUCGCUCAGAGGGCGUCGGCAUGCCUUCCUUGGACGUGUUGCUAGAGUUUCUGAGACAAAUGGGUGUUGUCGUGAAAGUCCGGCGACACCUGCUGCAUGCAUGGAGGCGUGUGAUGCUGUUCGGUGAUGUUGAGUUUGUAAGCUUAUGCCAACGAAUCGAAGCAGCACGCCGCAGCAAGGACACGCUCGACCAUCAAUUGAUUCUUCCUUUGGCAAGAAUGUUCGAGAAUGAGCUUCGCGUCGUGAGCUUUGCCGUGAGAGCGAUCCACCUGCAGGAAACAAGCUUUGUUCAGCGCCAAGAUUUCGUGUUGUGCCAGAUGGAGCUUCGCGAUGCAAUUACCACGUGGGAGGGAGGGCAUCUCGGGCAGGUCCUCUGCAGAAGAGUAAAGGCGAUCCUGAUGGCGAGGAAUGGUGGACACGAAGGACCACUUGCGCUUCAAAGGGGUUCUACCAAACCAACCGCACCGCCACACAACAGGACAACCUGCAUCUACAUCAUUUGGAGAAUUUUGGGUGUGGGUGGUGCUCUACAGCGUAGUGUGACUCUAUUCUUUCAUCGGUCCCUUUUUCUCUGCCUCUCUCUUGGGCUCCGGGCAUUUUCGGGUAGGGCGGACAAUGGGCAGCGCACACAGCUUACGGGGAGGGGGGCGCGGCAGAGGUUCAACCGGACUAAAGUGGCAGACCUCAUGCCCAAACUUAUGCUUCCCAACCGUCACGAUUGUUGUUGAUGAGUUAAUGCAAAGCUUAUGGGGUAACCCUAGAAAGUGUAGAAAGCGUUUCAGGAUGUUAUCCUAGUGUGGAAUUCCUGCCUAAUGCAGAUAGAUACGUAGGGGUUGGUUGCAUGGACCGGAAUUUUUUUGGCGGUCAGGGGGUCCGAACCCGAGCGCUGGCACGGUGGCAAGGUAGGCUCUCUGCGCUGUUCUGUUGCCUCUCUUCCGGUGGUGUGGUAGGGUGAUGUGCACGUCUUGUGUGAGUGCAUUACAGAGAAUUUUGGCCCGGAGGACUAGAGCCAGCUGGUUGAGGGUGUGCGGUGUCGUCCGCAGUAUAUUGUGCAGGCAAGUAGGGCCAAGCAUUACACGGCACUGUUCGAGACCGCCCUACUGAGGGAAUUGUAGGCUGAGCACACGAGACGCGCAAAACGUGCUCAUAUUCUUGUGCCAUGCGAUGUAAAUACCGGGGGGUUGGCUUUGUUGACGGAGGUUUCUCUUGCACAACAAACAUGCCUUGAUGUUACAGUCAAAACAGCCAUGCUAACUUUCGUGAAAAUGACCCCUAGCAAUGGAUUAUAAAAUGCGUUCAAAGUAUCGGGAUUUAUUCUCACUUUGUUAACCUUUUCCGGCACAAUCGCGCUCCCACAGCAGUUCGUGGCUGUCACUUUACACUUGUCUCUCAGAAGAUACUGAAACCGUUCAUUAUCUAUUUACUCCUAGAUUUCCCACGUGUGCCUUUAAGCUGAGCUUGUAGACAUUCAUCACGAAUUCCCUUGUAACACCAGUUGCUCUUGACUCUCAUGUGGCAACUCGUUGACAACGAAGGUACAUCAGAUUCAUUCAGGCAUCAACUACAAACUCAAGUGCACCUGUGUACACAAACUAGUAUAGCGGCCUGUUUGCACUAUUUAUACCAAAGUUUCGUUCGGACGCGAUUUUUCUCUUGGCCCUGCUGCCAUCUGACAUGUAUUUUUCAUCUUUUCGGUUAUUAAUUGUAUAUAUGAACUCGCAGCACGCCCCCCCGCCUUGCGGCUGUUUGACCUUGCCUGAAAGGAUCGGCUUUAAACUUACAAGCUCAUUUUGGUUGCGAGAGCAUACAUAUGGGUGUGCCCUUGUGCAUGUCGAUUUUGUUGUGCUGGCUACUGCAUGCGUGUCCGCAUGUUUUGUCGCCGUUUGGUACUAGGGGUACCUUCUCGGUUGUUGAUGCGGCUGUUGAGCGAGCACCAUCAGUGUUCAUGUUCAGCAGCAGCUGAGGCAGUUGACAAAUUGUGAGCUGUCUUUGCAUUUGUUGGUGUGUUUCAAAGCGAUUGCCUGGGGAGCAGACUGCAAGCUAUGUGGUUCGUCGUGGCCCCGUGCAUGCUAAGAUGUUGGAAAGGUACUCCUUUCCGUGGUCGUUCGUUUCCAUCCAAACCCGUGUAGCUCACUUAGCACGCUGAAUAUUUUGUUGGUAUUUAGUUGUCUCUUGAGUUGGCAAUGCCAGCAUCACCUAGGCCGUGUGCCUAACAUUUGAUCUAUACUCGGAAUAUUGUUUCCCUACCGUUGGUAGCCAGUCCCUUUUCGUUUCAGCGGACCUGCAUUUUUGGCACUUGAUUCGACAUGUUUUCGUUUCGCUAUUAAUCUGCAACUUCCCGCAACUCUGUGCCUCACGUUGGAUGUGUCGCAGGGAUUGUCGUUCAAGUCUCCUUUGUUUUUAUCCUACUCUGAUGGAACAGUUUCUCAAGAGGCGGUUGUGAACGGCAUCAAUGGUUUGGAAGGAACUACGACCAAUUUCGCGUUUAGUAUCGGUUGAUCGGCUUGUUUAAACCACUUCUUGCUGUUUUGAGAGCUUGCAAGCGCGAUCACAUGUGCUUGAGUGAGUGGACGCUUCGUUCUGAACAGCCCCUCAAAGAGUGUGAACGAUUUAACGCGAAGUCCUGGAAGAGAAGACGAGGGCAGUAAGCCGGCCGCGCGUUCUUUUAUCAUGUUGUUAAUCGGCCGUGCAACCCAGAGGUUAAGACGUGGUCGUAUUGAGACCAGAAACGAGGAUAGAGCCUGUGCUCGGAUCUGUGGCAAGAGGGGCGGACAAUGUACACGAGAGAAAGAGUGCGAGAGAUGUAGAAAACGCCUGAAAUCAGUUAGGGCCUGGGACCAGUCACUCGCUCCGUUGCCUACAGGGCGACGGCCUAAGAUUGCAACUUGACUGCUGUGGUUUGCGUUCUUGACACUGUUCAGCUGACCGAAUUACAGCCUAAGAGUGCAAUUCUAAGAGUUCCAUUCCGACUAGAGUUGGUUUCUGCUGCGGACAAAAAACACGAAAGAAAUCUUGUCCGUGAUUUUUGACCGAGCUCAAUUUUUUUCAGCUCGCGAAAGCUACGCGUACGAGAUCGCGGCGCUGCCUUCGCGCGACCUAGGCCUGGACUUGUGUCGAACGGAUUUAAUCGAAGCGAUACCGUUGCCAAACGAAAAGCCUUGUCUCUUGCUCAGUCCACAUAGCAUCCCUUUGGCGUUAUUUUUUAGUCCCUGCACUUACUGGUCUUCGCCACGACUGAAUUCUCUGACCUCAACACACGCCAGUCCUCGCCAACGCACGGAGCGUUUCACCUCGCAUCGCAGGCAAAGCAUCCAAAAAGUACAACCGCCUCGCAGGCGCGCCCUCACAGGCUCCGCGCGCCUGAGGUCGAAACCCUUGCAUUGUUCCCACGUGAUCCAUGACCAAGCAAGAUAAAGCCCCAGCUAGACGCAGCUCGAUACGAUGAGACAGAAUAAGGAUGCCUCGCGAGUCUCGGCAACGCUGGUGGCAACAGGGUGAGCACGCCUACAAGUAUCGACUCGGUCGAAUCCGACUGCAGUUCCGCACGGCAGAUGAAACAAUUUUUUAUUCGCAUGGACAUCCCCAGCCUGCUAACCGACCUGUACCAGACUUUUGAGAGUCAACGAUGACCCACUAGGCACUACUGUGUGCCAAAAGUUUCAAAGCCAUUCGAUCUAGACGCCGCGUUCGAGAGCAAGUUUCGCUGCAGAUCGGCCGACCUCACCUGCCAGCAAAGAUCAGCAAUUUCUCACACAUACUGACUCCCUC